AUUAGUGUUUGUGCUUAAAACAUUGAUAAGCAAGCAAUUACAACAAUUUAAAUUUAAUACGUAAAAAACAAAUCACCAAAUCGAAUUAAAUCAACAAACAUAGUGAUUUAAGUGAAAAUCGCACAAAAUGGAAGUUCCACCUCCUCUAGUGCUAAAACGCCCGCUAUAUGUGCCGAGCAAAACGUUGAUGGGCCCAGGACCCUCAAAUUGCUCCCAACGUGUACUAGAGGCCAUGAGCAAUCCCAUUCUGGGUCAGUUGCAUCCCGAGUGCCUCCAGAUCAUGGACGAGAUAAAAGAGGGCAUCAAGUAUAUAUUUCAGACACUGAACGAUGCAACAAUGUGCAUCAGUGGCUCUGGCCACAGCGGCAUGGAGGCCGCUAUGAGCAAUCUAAUCGAAGACGGCGACGUCGUACUCACGGGCAUCUGUGGUAUUUGGGGUCAUCGUGCCGCCGACAUGGCGCGUCGUUAUGGAGCAGACGUGCGCUACGUUGAGGCCAGCUUCGGACGUUCGCUAUCGCUAGAGGAAAUAAAGUUUGCUUUUCACACACACAAGCCGAGGGUUUUCUUUAUGGCCCAAGGAGAUUCAUCCACUGGAAUACUCCAAGGUCAUAUUCGAGAGAUUGGCGAGCUGUGUCGUCAGUACGACUGUUUUCUGGUGGUGGACGUAGUUGCGUCUCUCGGUGGCACUGAGUUUUUCAUGGACGAGUGGAAGGUUGAUGUGGCAUACACCGGCUCUCAAAAGGCGUUGGGUGCACCGGCCGGCAUCACCCCCAUAUCGUUUAGCAAGCGUGCCUUAACCCACAUCCGACAACGUAAAACAAAACCGAAAGUCUACUACUUUGAUAUACUACUUGUGGGUCAGUAUUGGGGGUGCUAUGGCAUGCCCCGCAUUUACCAUCACACCAUCUCCUCAACCCUGCUGUACGGAUUGCGCGAGGCCUUGGCGAACUUUUGUGCCAUGGGUCUCAAGUCGGUAGUGCAUAGACAUAAGGAAUGCUCGACGCGGCUGCAGUUGGGCAUUGAGGAACUGGGCCUGGAAAUGUUUGUGGCACACGAAUCAGAACGAUUGUCUACAGUAAAUGCUAUAAAGGUGCCUUUCGGCGUGGACUGGAGGAAGGUUGCCGAGUAUGCUAUGCGGAAAUAUAACUUGGAAAUAAGUGGCGGCCUGGGACCCACGGUAGAGCAUGUUUUUCGCAUUGGCCUCAUGGGUGAGAAUGCGACGGUGGAGAAAGUCGAUAUGGUGUUAAGUAUUUUGCAUGAGGCCAUACAGAGUAUAAAGCAACGAGCACCGAAUGUGGAGCGGUCAAAAAUAUGAAUAUACUGUGUACAAACAAAUAAAAUAUCUUGCACUUUAUUUUCAAAGCCCAGGGAAUUCCCUUCAAUGUGGUACUGCUUGAUAGAAUGGAAAUACAUUUAUCUAAAAACUUCAGAGUUAAA
Molecule: messenger RNA, 1437 nt
Organism: Scaptodrosophila lebanonensis
Lineage: Eukaryota; Metazoa; Arthropoda; Insecta; Diptera; Drosophilidae
Gene: Agxt
Product: serine--pyruvate aminotransferase, mitochondrial
Exons: 3
Coding region: 128-1315 (395 amino acids)
Cellular component (GO): peroxisome
Molecular function (GO): L-serine:pyruvate transaminase activity; L-alanine:glyoxylate transaminase activity
Source: RefSeq, a predicted model, not a curated record